GCUAUGAGCCACGUGCAAGUCGACAACUUGCGCUUAGUUCUUCACGAACUGUGUGGGAGGCAAGUCCGCUACAUGAGAACAAUGUCUCCUCAAUGCCAUGCGCUAUGAGCUUCGCGCGCGAAAAUACAUUUUCCCCGUUCGUUUUGUGAUGUGUGCGUGAAUUGGACCACGUGAUUUUGACAGUCGAAAAAGCCGGUCGUUGCCGACUGUCAACGAGAGUGUUACAGAUAACGAUUUAAGUGUUCCAACAGGCAAUAUUUCGGAGAUGAUAUAAAGAUCAAAGGAGCCACACCAGGAUGGUUAUAAAAUAUAACUUGGCGCAAUUUCCGCCGGCUAUGGAGUGUUUUCGAUAUGCAUCUUUUCUGAUUCUCCUGUUUGCGAAUCUCUGUUCUGCCAACGAUGGAUUCACCGGCCUAUCAAAAUACCAAUAUGAUAUCCUGGAAUACGAUCUGCUGCACGCGAUUGCAGUGCCGUUCAGGAAUCCAAAAACGCAGUACUUCGACGAAGGUCUCGACGGGUUCCCAGCAUACGGCCUGAAGCCUGGUUCCGACAUAAAGUCUCCGUACCGACUGUUCAUACCAGAAAAACUUUACCCAGAGUUCUCUAUAACCGCCACAGUACGCCCUGCAAAUAAAGAUGGCGGCUUUCUUUUCUCAGUCGUCAACCCUUUAGAAACUGUUGUCCAAUUAGGCGUCAAAUUAAUCCCAUCUGGUCCAGGGUUGACGAAUAUAUCACUGUUAUACACAGAUGCAAAUAUUUAUGCAUUAUCUCAGACAAUAGCAUCGUUUGUAGUACCAUCUUUUCCGAAAAAAUGGACACGCUUCAGUCUGCGGGUAACUGUUGAAAACGUUACUCUGUACCUGAAUUGUCACGAGUUUAAUACCGUGACUGUAAAGAGAGAACCAUUGGAAUUGGUUUUCGAUUCCGCUUCGACGUUGUAUGUGGGCCAGGCUGGGCCAUUGAUCGGCGGGGCUUUUCACGGUGCAUUUCAAGAGCUCAAGUUGUUUGAAUCCCCGUCACAAGCUGCGGUGCAGUGUGUUAAUACCUUUAAGGAUUUCGGUAGCGGCAACGAGUAUGAAGAGAUUGACAUAGACAAUUUUUUGGUCGAUCAAGAAGAUGGCGAUACGGAGGGCUCAGGACGGUACGGAACCAUUCCUCCUUUCCCGCCACCCCCUCCGGGAAUCGACGGUUACCCUCUGCGGCUUCGUGGUGAAAAAGGAGAACGUGGACCAAGGGGCCCACCGGGAGAAUCAAUACGAGGGCCGCCGGGACCCCCAGGGCCCCCGGGUCAGCCUGGAACUCCAGGGACGACUUUAGCAGAGAUUUCGGGAUCUGGCGAUGGCAAAAACACAGUUAAGCAAAUUUUCGGCGAGAACUACUCCUCAUACGGGCAAUGUGGGUGCAACUCGAGCACGUUGCUGUCGCUCCUGCAGACCGCGCCAGAGCUGCAGGGCCCCCCGGGUCCCCCGGGACUGGCGGGGGCCGACGGUCGGACCGGGGCCCCUGGCAUCACUGGUCAAGUGGGACCACCAGGAGAACGUGGCCACGUAGGUCCUCGAGGUGAAAAGGGGGAACGUGGAGACUUGGGUCCCCGCGGGCCGGAGGGGCCAAUGGGGCCCAAAGGUGAAGCAGGGAUAGAUGGAAGACCUGGUAUUCCAGGCCCACCUGGACCACCCGGACCGCCUGGUGCUUCGGAGUAUCAACAUUUCGAUUCGAAUUGGAAACCUAGACAAAUAUACAAGGAUCAUUUGGGCUAUGGAGAACAUUUGGGCCGUCCUGGCGCGCCGGGUCCCAAAGGUGAUGUGGGCCAACUAGGACCCAUCGGACCACAGGGCGAAAGGGGAUUUCCGGGUCAAAAAGGAGACCGAGGACAGUCGGGCGCUACGGGCUCGAAAGGAGAACGUGGUCAUCCAGGGCCUCAAGGAGAUCGUGGAUUAAAAGGUGAACCGGGCAGUCCAGGCCUCGAUGGUCGGCCAGGCAUACCAGGCGCUAAUGGGCGACCAGCAGAAAAGGGAGAGAAAGGUGAACGUGGCUUGCCGGGUCCUCCUGGCCCCCCAAUUUUAGCAUCCGACGACCCUGAAUUCGCCUCCGGAUAUGGGUCGGGCAUUGGAGCAGGUCGUCUCGGUGAAUUUAAUGCUAAAGGAGAACCUGGUGAAAAGGGUGAAAAAGGCAGUCGAGGUAUCGACGGCAUACCAGGAGUUCCCGGAAAAGAUGGGAAGUCAGGGGAAAGGGGGGACAUUGGACCAUCGGGCAUGCCGGGCAUGUCGGGUCCGCCCGGGCCUCCAGGCUUAAAGGGGGAACGGGGUGAAAGGGGACCACCAGGACCAAUCAGCAUUAGUGGUACAGGAACAGAUGUAAUAACAAUCAAGGGUGAUAAAGGCGACGUUGGCCCUCGGGGCAGGAGAGGACGUCCAGGUCCAGCCGGGCCUCGAGGUCUACAAGGAUUACAAGGCCCGUCGGGUCCUCCGGGUAAACCCGGGGAGAAAGGAGAAAGUGGGUCUCCUGGCUGGAUGGGCAAGCCAGGGACACUGGGUCCUCCAGGCACACCAGGGCCAGUUGGCCCCAAAGGAGAAAAAGGAGAUCCAGGCAUCAGCAUAUUAGAUGCAUCAAUGCUCAAGGGAGAAAAAGGAGAACCAGGACUGAAUGGUUUACCCGGAUCUCCUGGGAUAGAGGGCCCGCCCGGGCCCCCGGGUCCACCGGGAGCAAUUACAGAACCCGUACGAUACCUCCCUGGCCCCCCAGGGCCCCCCGGCCCACCGGGGCCUCCGGGCCUGUCCAUUGUUGGUCCCAAAGGUGAACCAGGAAAUAGCUAUUACGAUGAAUAUCCAGUACAUGGAAACACCAAGUAUUAUGGAAGACCAGGAACUUUGAGUGCAAUUGAUCAAUUGAAAGCUCUGAAACCAAAAGAUAAUAAAGAAAUAGAAAAAGAAAGGCAUGUGCCCUUCUCGUCUCCGAUUCAUGCAGACGAAUCCAAGACAGAACCGAAAUUACCUUCUGCAGCAGUUUUCCGAACCACAACAGAAAUGAUGAAGUCUGCAGCAGGCAGCCCUGUAGGCACUCUAGCGUACAUAAUAGAAGAGCAAGCAUUAGUGGUAAAAGUUAACAGUGGAUGGCAAUACGUUUCGUUGGGAUCAUUGGUGACCCAUCCAACUCCAGCGCCAGCUUCCACGUCGUCUCCUCUGAAAGCUGCGAUACCUGCCGAGAGUCUAGUCCACCAUCCAUCGCUAUCAAAUGCAGUAGACGAUGCCGCUUAUACAGGACCUUACAUCCACCUGGCUGCGUUGAAUAAUCCGAUGCCUGGGAAUAUGUACGGGGGCGUUCGUAGCGCGGACUACGCCUGCUACAGACAGGCGCGCAGGGCCGGGCUCAGGGGUACCUACAGGGCCUUUAUUACCAACAGAAUCCAGAACCUGGACUCGAUAGUCCGCCCUUCGGAUCGUCACCUGCCCGUCCUCAACAUGCAGGGGGAGGUUCUGUUCCGGUCGUUCGCGGACAUUUUCGACGGGAGCGGAGGGGUGCUAGCUUCCACUCCCAGGAUAUUCAGCUUCAACGGCAAGAAUAUCAUGACUGAUUCGCAUUGGCCACUGAAGGUGAUCUGGCACGGCGCGCACGCCAGCGGCGAGCGAGCGUUCGACGCGUUCUGUGAGGAGUGGCAGAGCAGUGAGCCCACCAGGAGAGGCAUGUCUGCGUCCCUCUACUCUCGCAAGAUACUCUCACAGGAGCGGCACUCUUGCGACAAUCAUUUCGCAGUACUUUGUGUCGAAGCAACAUCGAAUGCUAGUAAGAGAAGUAAAAGACAAGUUGAUAGGUAUAAUUCUACAGGUCUGUUAGAUGACGAAGACUAUUUAUACAAUGCAGAGGAAUACCAACAGCUGCUAAAUGAAAUAUUUGCUCAACCGUUCCGAGAGAAUUAGUUUAACAACCAUAAUCCAUGUUGAUUCACGUGUGGCCUCAAGGGGUCAUGUCAUAGGGGGGUCAUUAGGAUUUUCUUAGUCCCGAAGUCCCCGCCAACUAGAGGUGACAGUUGUCUCAAAAGUCAUUCACUGAGAAACCGGAAAAAUUAAGGUUUUGUUAAGCUGAACGUAUAUAUAUUAUUUUAAAUGUGAAAUUUAACAGAUGCUUACUGGAAUAAUAUCUCAAAAUAUAUUUUAAUUUCAGCGAAAUUUGCAAAAUGUACUAAUUGAAACAAUCAAUAUUUCUGGAAACUUUGUUGAGUUUAAAUGCACUCUGUAUUUAAAUUUCGAAUAACAGUAUUUAUAGGUACUUAUUUUAUAUGAACCAAUGCAAUAGUGCCAUUUUGAAUCUCCCUGAAUUAUAUAAUCACACGUACUUUAUGUACUUUAUAAAUUAAAACAAUACCAUUGAAAUACACAAAUUAUUGAGAUUCGCAAUUUAUAAUGAGAUUCCUAUUAAGCUCUAUGCUUAUGCCAUGAAAUUGAAGUUACUAAAUCGUAAUAAGUUUAGUCAAAUGUAGUUACUUAUAUGAUAAAUCUUUUAUUAAUCACCUUCGCCAUAAUUAAGCUAUUGUAUAUAUUAAAAUUAUGUCCAUUUUUACCGACACUGCAUGUAGUGGCUGGACGGAUAUAGUUUUAGAGUAUAAUUUGUUUAGAUUCAGAUAAUGUUUACUGUACUUACUAUACUGUAUUUAGUUUAUUUAUAUGAAUAAGGUUUUGUAUUGUAGUAUUUAUUGUAGUUUUUAUAAUAUGUACAAUAACUAAUUUGUUGAAUAAGAAUUGACUGAAAUGGUUGCAAAAUACUUUAGCGCGACUUACGUCAGUAAGGGCCAGUUUCACCGCUUUCUGUCAAAGAGUCUGAUUAGUCGUAAUCUGUUCGAUUGUUACAUAUAGACUAGGUAACGAUCGAAUAGACAGAUUGCGUUAAAAUUUGUGUUUCACAAGUGUUGGGUAGUAGGGUACUUUGUGUAGCAGUCAGUUUAUCUGUCAGAUUGCAUAUAUAUGUAUGUAUAAAGAUAUUAAUUAUAUUUUAUCAGAAAGUGGUGAAACAAACCAUCUUUUAGCAAUCUCACAGUUUCAAUUUAAAUAUAAAAUUGUUGUUGAAAUUAUUAUUAAUGUGAAGGACAUAUUAUCAUGAUCAGUUUUAAAGUACAAAAUUGAAAUAAUUCGUGAAAGCAAUAGUACCAGUAUAAAUUUUGUGUGUAUUUUCAUAAGUAGUUAGUUAUAUCCAAUAAUAUUUAGGAAUUGCAAUUCUCACGUUUUCGAAUUUUGUAAUUAAGCUGUUUUUAUUAAUGUAUAUAUUUGUUAUUUCUAUUAUGUUGUAUAAAUUCAAAAAAAUAAAGCUUUAGAUAUAAAAUUGACUUACAUCACUAUGUGAUCAGACUUUCAUUUAGGUAGUUUAAUUAUACUACAUUUUUUUAUAAAAUGUACAAGUAUUUAUAAAAUGUCAAAUUUUGAAUAAUUCCAGUCUAAUAUUUUAAUUUAAGAAUAAGUUCAAAAUAAAAUAUAACCAAUUAUGUAUUUCAGGUUGCACAGAAAACGACUAAAUAUAUUUCUUUCUCACUCAUUGGAUAUCAAAUUUAAUCGGAACUACAAAUCAGAACCACCCUUGUAAAUAUGUUAUUUUAUCAAAUCAUUUAUAAUUUUACUACACUUAUAAGGAGAUUUACCAUUGUAUUUAAGUAUAUAAUAUUUAAGACUAGUCAUUAUUUAACUGUUUUACUGUUUUUAUCAUCAUAUGUAAUAUUUAUUCCCAGUGAAUGGAGUAUGAAAAGCAAACCAAUAAUAGUAUAUUUGAAAAAUGACUAAUAAAAACUUGGUUUCUUUCUUGACCUUUUUGAAAAAAUGACCUUUUUUUAAAAAAUAACUAAUAAAAACUUCUUGACCUUUUUGAAAAAAUGACAAGUAAAAACUUGGUUUCAUUCUUGACCUUUUAAGUUGAUAAAUCAUAAUAAUUCACCAGUUUUAUAUUAAUCAUAAUAUCUAGGUUUAUUUUGGUUAAAAAAUAUGGACCUAUAUCUAUAUACCUAUAGAAAUGUCUCGAUUUUAAAAACAGUAAAACGAGCUUGUAAAUUGACAAUGACAUACCACAAGCAUUUACGAUUAUAUUUUAUAAUAAUUUUAGGCUUUGCGUCGAAUAAAUAUGAUUCGUAUUAAAAUGGCUGACUGUAUUUAGGUAGAAUUAAAGUUAAAUAAAUGUUUUCACUGUAA
Plodia interpunctella (Indianmeal moth) is the source of this 6164-nucleotide messenger RNA. RefSeq names its product collagen alpha-1(XVIII) chain-like (gene Mp). Lineage: Eukaryota; Metazoa; Arthropoda; Insecta; Lepidoptera; Pyralidae. Gene Ontology annotation, molecular function: extracellular matrix structural constituent conferring tensile strength. The record is from RefSeq and is a predicted model, not a curated record. The transcript is spliced from 29 exons. Gene Ontology annotation, biological process: extracellular matrix organization. The coding region runs from base 297 to 3914 and encodes 1205 amino acids.